This is a messenger RNA of Meloidogyne enterolobii, 906 nucleotides long. NCBI's taxonomy places the organism in Eukaryota, Metazoa, Nematoda, Chromadorea, Rhabditida, Meloidogynidae. The record is from the annotation of a GenBank genome assembly.
AUGAAUAAAACAAAAUGCUUAGCUGCAGAAGCAUCAGUUAUUAAUAUUAGUUACAAUAUUGUUAGGGCAUUACAUCUUUUAUUGGGAAUGAUUGUUUUAUUAAUGCUUUUAAGGUUUGUUUGGACUUACAAAACAAAAUCACUAAAAUUUCAUCCAAAUGUUAUUCUAAUAAUUUCCAAUAUAUUAAUAAUUUAUAUGUUGUUGGUAUUUUCGUUUAUGAGUGCCGCAAUAAAAAAUUUUAUUGUUUUAUUCACAUAUACAAAUCCUUGUGAUUGUUUAAUGAAAGUUUGGACCGUUUAUCUAUUUCGCAUUAUUCCAAACAUUUAUAAUUUUGGGUUGUCCUUGUUACAUUUUGCUUUAAUGAUAGAACGUAUAUUUGCUACAAUUUAUGUCAAAAUUUACGAAAAGCAAGGAAAAAUGUUUGGGAUUAUUAGCACAAUUAUUGGGUGGUCAUCAAUAACAAUUUUUGCUAUUUAUGUUUACAUAAGUUCAUCAAUGGAAAUUGAAACAUUUAAGUAUCCAAUGGCCUAUCUAAGUUUAACGAGUAUUUACAACUCUCAAAUUCUUUUUAAAUUACACUAUUUCUACCUAUUUUUGGUAAUAUGUAUUGCUUUUGCUGAUUAUUAUUUAAUUCGAAGAAAUCAAAAAAUUAAAUCAAAUUUUUCAACAACAGACUACAGCCUCAGUCAAAGUUAUCAAGCUAAACAAAACAUUCUUGUGAUGAGAAUAAUCUUUCCUCUAGAUUUUUCUUAUACUUUUGUUUUUGCGGUAUUUAAUAUUCUAUCGUUUUUUAUCAGAUCAUUACGUGAAGAUUAUGGAAUACUUGUUUAUGUUCGGAAUUAUGAUGCUAUAUUUUUGGUAAAUACAAAAUUAAAUUAUAUUACUCCUGGACCCUGCCCAAAAUAA